Aspergillus alliaceus is the source of this 4787-nucleotide messenger RNA. RefSeq names its product putative P-type ATPase. Gene Ontology annotation, cellular component: membrane. Gene Ontology annotation, biological process: intracellular calcium ion homeostasis. The record is from RefSeq and is a predicted model, not a curated record. The coding region runs from base 330 to 4169 and encodes 1279 amino acids. Gene Ontology annotation, molecular function: ATP binding; ATP hydrolysis activity; P-type ion transporter activity. NCBI's taxonomy places the organism in Eukaryota, Fungi, Ascomycota, Eurotiomycetes, Eurotiales, Aspergillaceae. The transcript is spliced from 21 exons.
GUUCCACACUGCUCACUUAACUAGACUUACCCGGAACAUAUCGGCCACCGCUGUAUCUGUCACCCGCUGAUGUUGACAUAGGCUUUUUUUCUCCAACUCGUCAUCUCAAAGAGGCAUCCAGAGAGCCUCUGGCGCCGAUUGUAGAAAUGUUUGAGACUAUGGAAGACUUGGUGCUAUCACCAACGGAGGCUGAGGUGUCUGAGCUUCCAGGGUUGGAAACUAGCCAACGGCGUGACUCUAUGCGAAGCAGGUUUUAAAAUCAAGUUGAAGAACAAUGUUAAGGGCAUUGCUGAUAGCUCCAUAGUUAUAGCGUCGUCUCAGACGUAGAGAUGGCUCGUCACGAGGUUUUUGAUGGGCCCAUUUCAGAGAGCAUUCCGUCAAGUGUCGUAUCUUUCUCCCAUCGUCGCAAUCGAAAGGAUUCAACCGUCAGUUUUACGUACUUUCGAGAUGAGGAGGACUUUGUCGAGUGGCCAGAUGAAGAUGCCGUGGAUGCAGAAAGUGAAGUCGGUAAUUUGGCCGUGGGUGGCUUUAGCCCUACAAAUGGGUCUGUCGCAUCGUCCCUCAGAUCAAAAAGACCGUCGUAUUCCAGGGGUUCUGUUGAGGAUCCUCUUCUCCCUAGGCGGCAUCUUUCUGCUGGUUCUUACGUCCAGGACCGAAGAGUUGAUAGUCGGCUCAACCAAAAAGUCCACAUUGAAUCGGAGGAUCUCACCCUUGUUAUCGCUGGCUUUUCAACAACAAUCACUGGCUCCGUAAUUUACUCCGUGCUUUGUGCACUGUCUCUUGGUUUUGCUUAUCUUGUUUUUCGAUGGUUCCCGAGAUGGCGGGUACGAUUGAUAGGGAAACCCACGCCACUUCGCAUCUGUCAAUGGGUCGCUAUUGAGGACCAAUGGAAUCAAUUCAACGUAUACCAAGUUUGCGACCAAGCAUAUGGGCGUUCUCUUUCUAGCGUUUUUGCAGACUUAGAGACUCAUUUUGCUGACGAAGAAAGUGACCUCACGAUCUCCUUCCUACGAUACAUCGACUACAGAUACCUCCGUUUCUUUUACCAUCCCUUGGAAGACAAAUUUUGCCUUAUAAGUGGUUGGAAAGAUCCUUUGUGGACAAAUGCGAAAGUGAUGCGAAGCGGACUAGAUGCUGACGAUCGUGAUAGCCGAGAGCAAGUCUUUGGCAAAAACCUUGUUGAUAUUCAGCAGAAACCAAUGUUUCGACUUCUCAUGGAUGAGGCCUUCCACCCAUUUUAUGUCUUCCAGCUUGCCAGCCUAAUUCUUUGGUCCUUGGACGAGUAUUACUAUUACGCUGUUUGUAUUUUCCUUAUCUCUGUCUUCAGCAUUGGUGCAACAGUAAUUGAGACCAAGUCGACUAUGACUCGCCUAAGGGAAAUUUCCUUGUUUGAGUGUGAUAUUCGUGUGCUCCGAAAUGGCUUCUGGAGGUCUGUCCCUUCUAGAGAACUAGUUCCAGGGGAUGUCUUCGAAUUCUCCGAUCCAUCACUUAAUCAAGUCCCUUGCGACUGUAUAUUACUCUCGGGGGACUGUAUUGUGAACGAAAGCAUGCUCACAGGUGAAUCUGUUCCCGUUUCCAAAACCCCAUUAAUAGACGAUGCACUCAAGUAUCUCAAUCUCAAUACCCCCUCGGUUCAUCCAAACAUAGCAAAACACUUUCUUUUCGGUGGAACGAAAGUCAUUCGAGCACGGCGCCCUCAAAAUGUUGAUGAUGACGACGCCAUUGCUUUAGCAAUUGUCGUCAGAACGGGCUUUCUGACAACCAAAGGCGCGCUGGUUCGCUCUAUGCUUUUCCCAAAACCUUCUGGUUUCAAGUUUUAUCGAGAUUCAUUCCGAUAUAUAUCGGUUAUGGCUGUGGUCGCCCUUGUGGGAUUUGUGGCCUCCUUUUUUAAUUUUAUUCGGCUAGGCCUUUCCUGGCAUUUAAUCAUUGUCAGAGCACUUGAUUUGAUAACAAUCAUUGUGCCACCUGCUUUACCUGCUACGCUGACGAUUGGUACAAACUUUGCCCUCUCGCGACUGAAAAAUAACAAAAUAUUUUGCAUCAGCCCGCAAAGGGUAAAUGUGGGAGGAAAGUUAGAUGUUAUAUGUUUCGAUAAAACCGGGACCUUAACAGAGGAUGGGUUGGAUGUUCUUGGGGUGCGGACAGUAAAUCAAAAUAUGGGGUUAUCAGACCUACUAUCGGAUGUGACCCUAGGGCCGCCCGCGUUUUCUGCAUCUGAUACAUCUCAGAACCUCAGGAAACGUAAUACUAUAAUUCACGUCAUGGCAACCUGUCACUCGUUGAGAGUUGUGGACGACGAGCUCCUGGGGGAUCCUCUCGAUGUGAAAAUGUUUCAGUUCACCGGCUGGUCUUACCAGGAAGGCGGCAGCCAUGGUCCUGAACGGCCAGACUCAAAGUUCGAAACAAUAAUGCCCUCUGUUGCAAGGCCACCUACCAUUUCACAAACCCCCCGCGAAGAUAAUUCAACUAACCAGGCACCUCUCGAACUCGGUAUAUUAAGGAGUUUUGAAUUUGUCUCUCAGCUUCGACGUGCGAGCGUGGUUGUAAGACAAUUUGGUGAUAGUGGCGCCAGUAUAUUCGUCAAGGGCGCGCCAGAAAGCGUCAAAACCAUAUGUCUUCAAGAAAGCCUACCUCAUGACUUCGAAGAUUUGUUGAACCAAUACACCCACAAGGGCUAUCGAGUCAUUGCCUGCGCUGCUAAAUAUGAGCAGAAGUUGAGCUGGAUGAAAGUGCAAAAAAUGACUCGUGCAGAUGCAGAAAGCAAUUUGGAAUUCAUUGGCUUUAUUAUAUUUGAAAACAAGCUGAAGCCGAAAACUACAGAGACGAUCGCUGAACUUAACCAAGCAGGAAUACGGAAUGUUAUGUGUACAGGUGAUAAUAUACUUACUGCAAUUAGUGUCGCCCGUGAGUGUGGGUUGGUCAGCGAAGAUGAGCAAUGCUUUAUACCGCAUUUUGUAGAAGGCUACCCCCAUGACCCGACAGCAUCGCUUUGCUGGGAGCAUAUAGACAAUCCAGCAUUGAAGCUUGAUCCAAACACAUUGAUGCCUUCUGUGGCAUCAACAGAGCUAGAUUUAUCUGUACCAGUCAAUGUUUGCAAUAUGCACAAUUUUACGCUUGCAGUCAGUGGCGAUAUAUUCAGAUGGAUUUUAGACUUUGGCGAUGAGAUUAUAGUGAAACGAAUGCUGGUGCGCACUAAAGUGUUCGCUAGAAUGUCACCUGAUGAAAAGCAUGAGCUUGUUGAAAAGCUUCAGUCACUUGAUUAUUGUUGUGGUUUCUGUGGCGAUGGUGCUAAUGAUUGUGGCGCGUUAAAAGCCGCAGAUGUUGGAAUAUCUCUAUCUGAUGCUGAAGCAUCCGUGGCUGCUCCAUUCACUAGCCGUCAAUUCGAUGUCUCUUGUGUGCCAAUCUUAAUUAGGGAAGGGAGAGCUGCCCUGGUCACAAGCUUUUGUUGCUUUAAGUAUAUGAGCCUUUACUCAGCAAUCCAGUUUUCUACAGUCAGUUUUCUGUAUACAUCGGCAUCAAACCUAGGUGACUUUCAAUUUCUUUUCAUUGAUUUGGUUCUCAUAUUACCAAUCGCAAUAUUUAUGGGAUGGACUGGCCCUUAUCCUAUACUCUCCCGAAAACGCCCAACUGCCGAUCUUGUCUCACGAAAAGUCCUAACACCAUUACUCGGCCAAAUCAUAAUUUGUGUACUGGUUCAACUUGUGGCCUAUAAAGCCGUUCAGUCGCAGCCAUGGUUCAAAGCCCCCGAGAUUGACUUGGAUAAUAGCAACAUCGAGAAUUCUGAAAAUACCGCCCUAUUCUUGGUCUCAUGCUUCCAAUACACGUUAGCAAGCAUUGUUCUCAGCGUAGGACCUCCAUUCAGGAAGCCUAUGAGAUCGAAUGGAGUCUUCAUUUCCGUGGUCAUGGUGGAUUUGAUAAUCUCAUGCUAUAUGCUUUUCAAACCCCCAAGGUGGGUGAUGGAAGUUAUGCAGUUGACAUUUAUCUCGGGGGAUUUUGCUAGUUCGCUGUUUGCACUUGCCAUGGGCAGCUUUGCCUUCUCCUGGUUAGCGGAACGUGCACUUUUCCCCAGGCUUGCUCGGGCCUUAGGACGUGCAUAUAUCCUCUUUUGGCCAGGCCACGGCAAGAAGCGCCGCCAACACAAAGUGCUACUCAAGGAAAUGCAGGUGUAAAUAGGCACAGGUGUGAAGACAAUAGGACCAUAGAAUUAUAUACCUCUAGCGACCACGCAAAGCGCUUGCCACAUCGUAUGCCAAUAUCUCCCUAUAGCCGUUUCUCUAUCUGCAUUGGACAAACACCACCAAGAGAAUUGUGAAGUUGUAGAAUAUUGUUCAGGUAACAGGUAGAUUUCAUGUGCGGGCCUGUUUAAAUAAAGAUAUCACCAAAUUACCAUGGCUAAGUUGAUUCACUAAUCGUAGUAGCUUAGAACAAAGUUGAAACACAGUGUGCUUGUUUCUGUAAUUGGAUUUAUUUGGAGUAUUCAAUGUUCCCAAGGAUGCUUCCAACCCAGUAAAGCAGGACCGUCCUUUUUAGCUCGGUACAUUAGCUGGACACCAAUGAAUAUAGUUAGCUACAUUUAUUAAAGGGACUCUGAGAUAAAUCACAUACAAAAAACCACAUGCUGGCGCCCAAAGCCGUGGCUGUAAAGCGAUAGAGAGGUCGUGCUGGAUGUAUAUGGAUAGGGUGAUUCGCAGCCAUGUUUUCGGAAUAAGAUUCGAAUAUCUCUAUCACCUCAAUGAAUAUAGGAGGGCAGAUAUGAAUAAAGGAAGACGAAAGUCAUUACGGAGUUG